AUGACACCACUGCUGUUGGAUGAAUCACAGGCAGCAAUGAGUCACCAUACAGGAGCGAGACAGGGCACCUGGAGUGCUGGGCACAGUGGGGCUGGAUGCACCUCCAGUUCUGUUACUGACCUUCCCCUCCCCCUGCAGGGUGGGCCAGGAGCCUCGGGGUGUGGAUUUGGAAACUUUGAAGAGAUUGGGCCUCUCGACGUUGACCUGAAUCCCAGGAACUACUCAUGGGUACAGGCGGCCAGUGUGCUGUUUGUGGACAACCCGGUGGGCGCGGGCUACAGUUACACCACCGACAGCAGCGGCUUCGCCACUGACCUGGGCACCGUGGUCCGCGACAUGAUCGUCCUCCUGCAGACCUUCUUCCAGCUCAAGCCUGAGUUCCAGGACGUCCCAUUCUACAUUUUCUCGGAAUCGUAUGGUGGGAAGAUGGCGGCGGCAAUCGGACUGGAGCUGGUGCAGGCCGUGUUACACAACAAGGUGAAGUGUCGCUUCACUGGGGUUGCCCUGGGUGAUUCCUGGAUCUCCCCCCUGGACUCGGUGCUGUCUUGGGGACCGUUCCUGCACAGCAUGUCUCUGCUGGAUGACCGGGGCCUGGCGGAGGUCGGUGCUGCUGCCGCUGAGGUGCAGGCGGCCGUUGAGGCCCAGGAUUACCGGAGGGCCACCGAGCUGUGGGCCCAGACUGAGAACAUCAUCGAGAGGUGCACGGACGGAGUGAACUUCUACAACAUCCUGAGUGACCGGAGGUUGGAGGGAAGUCCUGAGCUCAGUCCUGGCCUGAGGAACCAGCACCUGGUCAGCCUGUUCCAGCGACACGUGCGCCCCCUGCAGGGUCAGAGCCUGGCAGCACUGAUGAACGGACCAAUCAGAAAGAAGCUGAAGAUCAUCCCUGACUUCGUGGAGUGGGGGGGUCAGGCCGAUGAGGUCUUCAGAAAUAUGGAGGGUGACUUUAUGAAGCCGGUGAUUUACAUUGUGGACCAACUGCUGGCUACGGGUGUGAAUGUCACGGUCUACAAUGGACAGCUGGACCUGAUUGUGGACUCGUUGGGGCAAGAAGCAUGGGUGAGGAAGUUGAAGUGGCAGGGGCUGCCUGCUUUCUCCCAGCAGCGCUGGCACCCACUCCACACAGCAUCCCGACCCACCCACACCGCCGCCUUCCACAAGCAGUACCAGAACUUUGGCUUCUUCUGGGUGUUGAAAGCUGGUCACAUGGUCCCCGCCGACCAGCCUGAGACGGCGUUGCAGCUGCUCCGGGUGGUGACCGGGCAGUGACCGGGAGGACGGGAGGUGACCAGCCAGUGACGGGUGGUGACUGGGGGGGGAUGAGUGGGAUGGGUGGUGACCGGGCAGUGACUGGGGGAACGGGCGGUGACCGGGCAGGAGCCCUGAUCUGCUGUCGGGGAGCGGCCGGGCCGGGCCUGUACUGAUCUCAAUAAAGACACCGAGUCUGGA
Messenger RNA from Pristis pectinata (smalltooth sawfish), 1449 nucleotides. RefSeq names its product serine carboxypeptidase 1 (gene scpep1). NCBI's taxonomy places the organism in Eukaryota, Metazoa, Chordata, Chondrichthyes, Rhinopristiformes, Pristidae. Gene Ontology annotation, biological process: proteolysis. The record is from RefSeq and is a predicted model, not a curated record. The coding region runs from base 1 to 1269 and encodes 422 amino acids. The transcript is spliced from 12 exons. Gene Ontology annotation, molecular function: serine-type carboxypeptidase activity.